This is a messenger RNA of Bacidia gigantensis, 948 nucleotides long. RefSeq lists its product as uncharacterized. The transcript is spliced from 4 exons. Lineage: Eukaryota; Fungi; Ascomycota; Lecanoromycetes; Lecanorales; Ramalinaceae. The record is from RefSeq and is a predicted model, not a curated record. Bases 1 to 948 code for a protein of 315 amino acids.
AUGAUUGAUCCUAACCAACUGAGACUACCUGAGCUAAAAUCUUGGAAGGAUCCUCAAAUUCAAAGUCAGAUAUAUACAUCAUUGUUUAACUCUACUAAUUUGGACUAUGAACCGUCCGAGCGUUACAAAUCUCGUGUCUUGAAAAAGGUUAUCAAUGCACUAGAGAACGCGAUUGAUGAUCCCGAGGAAGAUCCUCUACCCUCACCAAAUGUCGCAGCUCAGCAAAAAAGUUAUGUUACUUACACUUCACCUUUAUCGACCCUAGGGUCUGUAGAGGUUACCACUCUGGAGGCUCCAUCCCUUCUUGCAUCAUCAGGCACUACCGGCUUUCGUACUUGGGAAGCCGCCUUACACCUGGGUUCAUUCUUUUGCUCCCAAAUGGGUCAAGAUUAUGUAGCUGGAAAAUCAGUGCUUGAGCUCGGUGCAGGCACUGGUUUCCUCUCGAUGCUCUGUGCAAAACACCUUGGAGUCAAGCAUAUGCUUGCUACCGAUGGAAGCCGUGAAGUCGUAAAUGAUAUGAGAGCAAAUGUCCAACUAAACUUUCCUUCGCCUGAGAAGGAACUUGUCAAUAUAGCCAUUUUGCAGUGGGGUCAUGCUUUGCUCGGCGGGCCUGCCGAUGUUGCCUCUACAAAAGCGUCGCUUGACCUCGUUAUUGGUGCCGACGUAACUUAUGACGUUGAGUCUGUCCCAGCACUGGUCGCUACCCUUAGAGAUCUUUUUGAGAUGUACAACCAAGCGAAGGUGAUUAUAUCAGCCACCGUUCGCAAUGAAGAUACUUUGGCAUGUUUUAUACAAGCCUGCAAUGCGAAUGAGUUUCGUCAUAGGACUCUGGCGUUUCAACUCCCACACUUCGCAGAGCAAACAGGCUUCUUCAUCAUUAAAUCAACUCGCAUUGAGAUUCUUGAAAUCACGAGCCCCGAGAAGCCGAGAGACCCGUUUGGGUUUUAA